Messenger RNA from Labrus mixtus (cuckoo wrasse), 2303 nucleotides. It is a transcript of the gene cdkn1a, whose product is annotated as cyclin dependent kinase inhibitor 1A. The record is from RefSeq and is a predicted model, not a curated record. The transcript has 3 exons. Gene Ontology annotation, cellular component: nucleus. NCBI's taxonomy places the organism in Eukaryota, Metazoa, Chordata, Actinopteri, Labriformes, Labridae. Gene Ontology annotation, biological process: signal transduction by p53 class mediator; regulation of mitotic cell cycle. Gene Ontology annotation, molecular function: cyclin-dependent protein serine/threonine kinase inhibitor activity. Bases 144 to 656 code for a protein of 170 amino acids.
UCUGAGUAAGAUUAUGUCCAGGCAUGUACCAGUGUUUCACGCAGGGCUCAGUGAGUCACUGUCUGUCUUAUAAAGAGCUCACAGCAUCACUCUACUGAGAUGCUCAAUACUUUUCAUUGAGGAAACUCAACCUUUUCAGAAUCAUGUGUCGAAUAAUGGCUUCUCACAAGAUCCUGAUCACCCAGGGGAACGGCCCUACUCGUCGAGCUCUGUUUGGCCCAGUCGACCGCGAGCAGCUGCAGAGAGAGUACCAGGCUGCCCUUCGGAAAGAUUUGGAAGAGGCCUCGCACCGCUGGGGCUUCGAUUUCCUGUCAGACAAGCCUCUGGACAGCAGUGACUUCCAGUGGGAGGGAAUACCAGGAACCAAGGUGCCGCUGCUGUACAGAUCUUGCAUGUUUGGUCUGGGACAGGCUGGAGGUCGGAGGGUGGCAGUAGCAGCAGUUGCGCUCAAAGGUGGAAAGAUGGGGUCGUCGGAGAACGAUAAAGAGAACAUCCCCCAGACGCCAGAGAGAUGUGCUGAACUCAACCUUGAAAAAGUGGAGAAAACGCCAAAGAGAGGAGGGAACAGAGGGCUGAAGAGGAAGCAGACAAACCUUACAGAUUUCUAUCAGGCUAAAAAAAGAGUUGUUGAGAUGCCGCGGAAAUCUGGCGAGUGAUUCUAUUCGCAAAGGUGCCAAAACAUCAAAAAGAACCACACAGACACUCAGGAAAACAACACUGUGCACAGACUCUGCAGUUACUCAUCAGGGGGUCCUGUGCCAAGUGAUUCAUCCAACAACAGAAGGGACCUCAGCUACAUAUCUUCACUACGGUUAAUUAGGGUACUGUAUCAAUCCUGGGAUGGGGGGGGGGGGGGGGGGUUCCAGUGUUAAGAAGAAGGGGACAUUAAAGCUGAGAAGAUUAACAGUAAUCUCUCAGAUCAGUGGAUUUAUACUCAUUUGGAUCAUUGGGAUGCCAAAGUGUUGACUGACAUUUCCCACAUCCAUUAUAGGACAGGACAGCUUGCAUUCCACAGUGCUGAAAACACUCAAGUAUAGAAACAUGACGGAUGAAUAUAUUAUUUUACACACUUGAAACAUAUUCCACAUAUACGAAGGUUUGAAUCAUUCUGUCCUGAAAGUAAAUUAUGGAGUGUCUGCGGAAAUGGAUGAAGCUCUUUUUGCUCAUUUGUUCAAAUCCACAUUUUAUUUUGUUUUUCUAAGAUGUUUGUUCUUUCUGUGUAUAACAAGGGCUAGGAGUCUUUUUUUAUACAAGCACAUCCUCUACAAAGUGUUUUUUACUUUAUAUUUCCAGAUGUGCUGUUGUGUUUUCUCUACCAUCAUGUCCUCAUAGGAAAAUGCUUGAAAACUUGUGAUAUCAUGUACAUGCAAACGCUUUGCUUAGAUCCUUAAUGACAGAAGUGCCAUCAUGUCCUCUUCCAGUCCUUCCAUCUACUGUGUGUUCAUUCAUUUUCAGAGAAGAACUAAAAAAAAAAAAGCCCAGCCCAGACUGCCAUGUCAGAGUCAUGUAGUAUAGGUUAGGAGCAUCACACUAUGUCUAUAGAAAACUUAGAUUUAUGCUAUUUAGAUAUAUUUAGAGAUUUAUCCAUAUGAUUUAAAACAGCACUCUUAAGUAGCAUUAUUAUUAGAAAAAAUAACAAAAACAUUUUUGCAGUAUUGCACAAACAGAUGGUGUAAACAAAGCACCCAGUUUAAAGCCUUUUGGCAUGUGUUUUGGUAUUUGAAUCCCCAUUAAGGACAAUAAUGAGGAAGUGUUCUUAUAAGCAGUUCAAUUAUUAAGCUAAAUGUAAUCCCUUUAUUCUUUCUAUUUGGACACAUCGUGCAGUUAUUAUAGAAAUGCUGUUAUCUGCCUUCAGUAGCUAACUUUGUUUGUUCAUGACACUUAUUAACGUUUAUGUUGGCAUACCCCGCUGCUAUGGGUGACCUCAAUGGGUGUGGAACAAAGCUACUGUAAUGGGAACUGUCACAAACUCACAAGUUUAGAAAUAUUUUCCACUGUUAUUACAAAGCAUGGCACAUAUCAGCUUUACCCCAAAUGAUGAAUGCACUUCUGUUAACAGUUGCUUGUGCACAUGUCCUUUAUAUUGUUUUUUUUUUGCUAAAAGCUACAAAUGAAAAGAUCUAUUCUUAUUUAUUGUGUGAGACUGUGCCUUGUGUUAAUUUAGUUAUUUUGGUUCAUUUAAUUGUGGGAAUUAUAUAUAUUCCAAUAAAAUGUAUAAGUCGAUCUUUUUUUGUGGUGUUUAUUCUUUUUAGUCAUUCCUUUUAUCCAAGUUGGUGUGUGUGCCAGUAAAUAUGAUAAAUAGA